This is a messenger RNA of Lycium ferocissimum, 1576 nucleotides long. Its product is annotated as F-box/kelch-repeat protein SKIP25-like. The record is from RefSeq and is a predicted model, not a curated record. The coding region runs from base 11 to 1372 and encodes 453 amino acids. Lineage: Eukaryota; Viridiplantae; Streptophyta; Magnoliopsida; Solanales; Solanaceae. Gene Ontology annotation, molecular function: protein binding. The transcript has a single exon.
AAAGACAUAAAUGAUAAAACCUACUUCUAUCACACAAAAAAUAGAACAUAUAUCUUCAGUUCCCUCUUUAUUUUCCUUCCUUUUACAUCCACAAAUGAAUAACUCCACCAUCACCACCACCACCACCACCACCACCGCCAUCAAACGUCAUAAAAUCCACCACGACCACGACCAUGACCAUGACCAUGACCAUGAUGAUCAUCAGUCCUUGAUCCCUGGACUUCCCGAUCAUAUCGCUCAAAUUUGUUUGAAUCUCGUAAAUCCUUUUACGCUUUUUUCCACUUGCCAUUCAUGGCGUAAACUUAUCUACUCACCUUCUUUUCCUCCAUUUUUAUCUAUAUAUGCUUUGUUAUUGCCUCCAAAAUCAUCAACAGUUGAAACAAAACAUUCAGCAUAUUUUAGCAAUUCAGUAGAAUUUGCCUGUUUCGAUCCAGUUUCAUCGAAAUGGCAGCAACUUCCUCCACCUCCACCAGAUCCGCCCCUUCGCUUCCUGGUUAAACACCCUUCAUUUAUUGCUAGAAACCUUCCGAUUCAAUCGGUGAGCGUUUCUGGCAACUUAAUUCUCCUCGCGGCAACCGGGGACCAGUUUUCCCCGGCAAUUUCUCGCCCUCUGAUUUUCAACCCGAGGGCGAGAAAAUGGAGCUAUGGUCCCCGGCUUGCCGCGCCGCGCAGGUGGUGCGCGGCCGGCGCAUUGGGAAACUCAGUGUAUGUGGCGAGUGGAGUUGGGUCCCACUAUAACCCCGAGGUAGCUCGGUCAGUUGUGAAGUGGGACCUAGAUGAGAGUAAUAGAAAUGGGGCCCACGGGCCCCAUUACUGUUACUGCAACCACACAUGUACACGUGGCAUAAAAAGUGGAUGGAAAUGGGAAGAAAUGAGUGGGUUAAAAGAUGGGAAGUUUAGCAGGGAAGCAAUUGAUGCUAUUGGAUGGAAAGGCAAAUUGUGUAUGGUCAAUGUGAAAGGUGAUGCAGCUAAAGAAGGGAUAAUAUAUAAUGUGAGAAAUGACACGUGGCAAGAGAUGCCCGAGGGUAUGCUAAUGGGGUGGAGGGGUCCCGCGGUCGCGAUGGCGGAGGAGACAAUUUAUAUGGUGGAUGAAUCUAAAGGGGCAUUGAGGAGAUAUGAUGAAGAGAGGGAUGUUUGGGUGGAAAUAGUUGAAAAUGAGAUGCUUAAAGGUGCGGAACACGUAGCGGCGGGUGGUGGUAGAGUGUGCGUGGUUGGCGGUGGCGGUGGGAUAGCGGUGGUGGAUGUGGUGGCGGAGCCGCCAAGGUUGGUGGUAGUUGAAACUCCGGUAGGGUUUCAGGUUUUGAAUAUACAUAUUUUACCUAGGAUGAGUCAAUUGGCUGAUUUUGAGUCUACAGAACAAGGUGAUUAUUGAAUGUACAAUUUUCUUUCCUUGAUUAAUUUAUUUUUCAAUUUUUGUAUAAUUUUUCUCCGAGAUAUGAAAGGUAUACAUUAUACAUAAUACACCUACAAUAUGUGCAAUGUAAGAAUUUAUUUUCGAUUUACAUGAUGUAGUAGUAGUGAUUAUUGACUGCAAAUUCCCGCAAUGAAAGUUGACAUGACUUUAUGCUCAAGAAAA